ACGAAAUCAAAAGUUUUCUUUAAAAAAGAGCCGACGAACUUUUUAUACGACUGUAUUUUCAGUUGCACCUUUCUAUCAACUUCAGAAAAGCUCUUUUUAUAUCUACUCAAUAAAAAAGAUGUUCCAUGUUCAACAUUAUGGUGAAAAUCCUUAUCACUCACAAAACUAGGAAACAAAAACCUUACAUUCAGUUGUUGUUUGCUUUCCAUGCCAAAAGGACGUGUCGGAACAGUAAUCGAAAAUAUUUACACGAUUUUCAAAUUUCACUCAUAUUCGGGUCGCAUUUCUGCAAUACUUUAUUCUAAUGUCCGUUCAGUUUAAAAACACCACACUAUCCCUCUCAGAACUUUUUAAUUAUCAUAAAAAUAACCCUGAUAAUAGCCUCAGUGCUUUGAUAAUUAAAAGCAACAAUAACGGUAGUGACACAAGUGGAAUGAAAGCAUCCUGGCUUAGUGGAGGAGAAAUACAAAUACCCUGCUACACCAUAAUCCUUUUACUUUCCGUCGUUGGUAAUUUGCUUGUGAUAUCAACUCUAGUACAAAACCGAAGGAUGCGAACGAUAACUAAUGUUUUUCUUCUAAAUCUGGCUAUUUCGGAUAUAUUACUCGGUGUCCUUUGUAUGCCGGUGACAUUGGUUGGCACUCUGCUAAGGCACUUUAUAUUUGGAGAAUUUUUGUGUAAACUAAUACCAUUCUUACAAGCCACAUCUGUUGCAGUAUCGUCCUGGACUUUGGUUGCCAUAUCGUGUGAACGUUACUAUGCUAUUUGUCAUCCCCUUAGAUCUCGCACAUGGCAAACUUUAAGUCAUGCAUAUAAAAUAAUUGCGUUAAUUUGGAUAGGAAGCUUUUUUUGCAUGUCACCAAUAGCUGCUCUUAGCCAACUCAUUCCUACUAGUAAAGUUUUUGAAUUUAAAUUUAAAGGUUUACGUAAAUGCCGUGAAUAUUGGCCUGAAGAUGGAAUCAUAUACGAAAGAACAUACAAUAUUCUGCUCGAUUUGAUACUGCUGGUUAUACCACUUUUUGUCCUGUGUGCCGCUUACAUACUCAUCACUCGUACACUUUACACUAGUAUAAAAAACGAAAACUUGCUUAAAAACAGUAUUGGAGUGUCUUAUCAACAACAGAGUGAUGGACAUGACAAAAUUAAUCAUUAUGAUGCAGUCCAGAGGAAUAAAAUCUACCCGGAUUCACGCUCAAUUAAUUUACUGCAACAUCAAUCUACAGACCAAUGGAAGGAAGUGAACCUUAAAGAGCAACCAGCAUCAUUGUUUAUGAAAAAGGAGCAGUCAAUUUUGCGAAAAUCAAAUCUUGCAAAAAACUUGGAAAACAAACGACGCGUUGUUAAAAUGCUAUUUGUUUUGGUACUGGAGUUUUUCAUCUGUUGGACACCCUUGUAUGUUAUAAAUACAAUUACACUUUUUAAUCCAACAGUUAUUUAUCAGAAUGUCGGAUACACGACCAUAAGUUUCUUCCAGUUGUUGGCAUAUUCAUCGAGUUGUUGUAAUCCAAUAACCUAUUGUUUCAUGAACGCCGGAUUUCGAAAAGCAUUUCUCCAUACUUUUAUAGGCAUUCAUGGAGCAGGGAAGUGUUGGAGAAGUUCUAGUAAAACAAUUGAUCUGGCUUUAGAAAGUCCGAAAAUUUACUUGAAGCAUUAGUUGUUGCUUUAGUGAAUUUUAAUGAUGUAAAUAAUUUUAUUAGUGUCGUUGCAUUUAGACAAAGUAUCAUAUCAGAACAAUAAAAAGUUAGAACAAAAAUUAAUAAAAUCUGUUGAUGCAAGUACAAGUACAAUAAAAUAUACUUAAAAGUUGAUCGCGUUGAAAAAAGAUUUACUAUUUAUUUUUACAGAAAAACUUCUACAUGGCUAAAAAAUCAUUAUAGA
This is a messenger RNA of Episyrphus balteatus (marmalade hoverfly), 1878 nucleotides long. Its product is annotated as cholecystokinin receptor type A-like. Lineage: Eukaryota; Metazoa; Arthropoda; Insecta; Diptera; Syrphidae. Gene Ontology annotation, molecular function: neuropeptide receptor activity. Gene Ontology annotation, cellular component: membrane. The record is from RefSeq and is a predicted model, not a curated record. The transcript is spliced from 5 exons. Gene Ontology annotation, biological process: neuropeptide signaling pathway. Bases 305 to 1654 code for a protein of 449 amino acids.